Cryptomeria japonica (Japanese cedar) is the source of this 1767-nucleotide messenger RNA. RefSeq lists its product as uncharacterized. Lineage: Eukaryota; Viridiplantae; Streptophyta; Pinopsida; Cupressales; Cupressaceae. The record is from RefSeq and is a predicted model, not a curated record. The transcript is spliced from 3 exons. The coding region runs from base 498 to 1424 and encodes 308 amino acids. Gene Ontology annotation, molecular function: polysaccharide binding.
AUGCUCCGCUUGAGCAGGUGGGUGGUGUAGGAGUCUUAAACAGAUUUCAUUUCAGUCGUACGCUACAGGCAGCUUUGAGUUUAAAAUCUAAACACGUGAAAUUUCAAAGCAAAAUUAAAGUAACUCUGGUUCAUUUGUCUGAUUCCCUCCUCUGUACGUGUAAGACAUCUGGAUGGCCCAAUCCAAGCAUUUCGACACAACUUUAAACAACUGGAAGAAAUUGAGUGAUGACCCCACUGGAGUGGGAACGAAUCCAUCUUUUUCUCUUCUGCAAUCUUACCCACAACUUCCUUUUUGUUCUUUUCACGAGAUCUUUGCCAAAGCAUUCCACAAUGGCUCCCACCGGCUGUCCUUCAGAUAUGCUGGAAGUCGAAAAGCAAAGGGGAGGAAUUAAGAAAGAGUGGCAGGCAACUGCCCACUUUCGCCUUUGAUUGAAAAGAAACAAUUCGCUUAAUUGUGUUUGCAGAGCGGAGAGGAAGGGAGUCGAUGCGUGUGCCAUGGCCUCAAUGUUGAUUUCCCGUGUAUGGAAGAUUAUAGCAGUGGCAGUGACAGUGGCGGGUAUGGCGGCGAGAAGCAGAGCAUGCAGGACCUUCUGUGGAAACACAAGUCUGGAUUACCCAUUUGGGGUAGAUGAGGGUUGUGGGCACCGACAGUACAGGGAGCUUUUAUACUGCAUCAACAAUGUAAUGAUGCUGCAUCUCCCUUCAGGCAGCUAUGAGGUGCUCUCCAUUGAUUAUGCCUUCGGCCUCGUCACGCUCUCCGAUCCCCACAUGUCCACCUGCGCUUCAAUGCACAAGAGCCUCGGCUUUGUCGUCCACCAGAAGCUUUCCCCUUUCCUUCGCCCCACGCCCGACAAUGCCCUGCUCCUUCUCGGCUGCUCUAACACCUCGCCCCUGUUUCAGGGCUUCCCUGACACCCACCUCCCCUGUUUCAACUCCUCUGCCUCCUCCUCCCCCUUUGGCUGUGAUGCAUUCUACAACUGCCCCGCCUGGGCGGGCAUGGGCCAAAAGACUAAGCACAACAAACCUCCUCCCUGCUGCGGCAUUCACUACUCUUCCGUUGGCGCCCUCAAUCUUACGCACCUCGACUGCUAUUCGUAUGCCUCUGCCUAUUCCUCGGCCCCGCUUAGAUACAAAAGUGCCGGCGACUGGUCAUAUGGGCUUCAGCUCAGCUUCGAGGUGCCUGGGAACUCUAGCUUCUGUGCAUCUUGCAAGGCCUCUCGAGGAGUCUGCGGUUACAGUGUCGAUGACGAUGACGACGACGAUGAUGAUUCCGAUGAUGGGAAAGAGCUCUGCCUCUGCGAUGGCUGGAAUUCCACCACCACCUGCGACACAGGAAGCAAAUCUGCAAGUGCAGAGCAUCAUUAUAUAUCAAAAUUGUUGGCUUUACUUCUAGCAGGGAUGUUGCUUAUAUCUGCAAUUUAAAGGACUGGCAUCCUUGGCAUGAAGAAAUUAUCAUGUGCUAUAAGAAAAGGAGACGGAGGUGGAGUGAAAUUGAGAGUGAUUUGAGUUCAUAUCAUGAAAAGUUGGCUCAGAGUGGCAGAGCCGAAGCUUAUUUCUCUAAGCAGAUAAUUUUAUCUUCUUUUGUGGAGAAACUGAUUGAGAUUCUAUUCAAUAUCAUUGGAGCGAUGGCAUCUGAUAAUAAUAAAUGUAGAAAUCACAUAAACCAAAAUACCAUAUUAAAUUUACUUUAUUCCUGCCUGGCACCAAAGUCUAGGCCCUAGAAUAAUUGUAAAUGUAGAAAUCACAUAAAAUUUUAUUGGUUUAA